GCCAGUCGAGCCGAUUCGCGAGCGGUGGCUGGCCCGGCUGGCCUGGUGUCGCCUUUGCGCCUCUCCCCGGCCGGCCUCCCCGGCGCUCGGCGCUCUCGGUCGCGAGCUGCACCCCGUCGGUGGGCCCGGCCGCCGCCGCGCGCAAGGCGCACCGCGUAUCGUGUUCAAGUCCACACAGCUAGAUAAUCUUCUACGAUCGCCUUUACCUAAACGACCCGAACCACUCGACCCGCCUCUUCCAGGGACGACACGAUGAUCGACCUCGAGCUCCCUGGCGUGGGCGUGCGCCUCGGCGUCCACAACGACGCCUUGCUCCGCCUUCCCCGGCGCACCGCGUCGAGCAGCAACCUGCCGCCAUCGCGCUGCUCCGUGUCUGUUCUCCCACCCUCCGGGCCGGUGCACAACGGUGUUCACUCCCCAACGCGUCGACGCUGCGCGCCGUCAUCGUCCUCCUCGUCGAGUCCGCUGCCCCGGCGGCGGCACCGCCACCACCACCAUCAGCAUCAGCAGCAUCAGCAGCAGCAGCAGCACGAGGUCGAGGAGCAGGAAGAGGACCCACAGCGCGUUCUGAAGCUGAGCCUCCGCAAGCCCGGCGCCUGGCAGUGGCAGGUGCACACGUCGGCGUCCUCGCCCGCGCUGCUGGUGCCCGCCGUGCAGCUCUACGACCACCGCGGCAGGCUGCUACUGGACACCUCCUCCUCCUCGGCGUCCGUCAGCAAGAGCAGCAGCUACCGGAGUGACGCCGGCAGCAGUCCCUGGCCCGGCGGCAGCGGCGGCGGCGGGCAGCACCACAGGCGGCGGCGGCGGCAUCGCUACUGCGGCAGCGGCAGCGGCAGCAGCAACUACUCAGGCGUUGAAGUUGACGAUGCCGAGCUGGCCAUGGCACCCGCCCUCCGCUCCGUGCCGCACGCCGUGCCGCACGACGCCGUACCGCUGGAGGGUCAACCGCCAGCCCACUGCAGUGCCCUAGUGGGCGAGGAGGCUCAGCAGGAGGCUCUCGAGGUCAUGGGCAGCAGUGGCAGCCGCCCCUCGGCCCCGGGCAAGCCGGGCCUGCUUGGGCGGCGCACCCAGUCCUCGGGGUCCCUGUGCACGGGCGCGCGCGCCGGCGACAAGCUAGGUCGGCUGCUGGCGCCCUGCGGCCGCCACCGACACCACCGCCACUGCCACAACAGCAACGGCACGGAGGACCCUCGGCAUCACAGGUACAAGCUGUGCGGCUCGCUGCCAAACCGUUUGGACGCGGCGCAGCAGGACUUGGACGUGUGCGACAACAACAACAUGACCCCUGCCUCCCCCGCUGCGUCCGAGAAGGACCUACAGGACCUCGGGUACGCGUCCGAACGCUCGCCGGACGACGAGAAGCACUUCCCAGGGGACAUGCUGGGUGCGUGCGAGUCGGUGUCGCUGCAGCGAGGCUCGCGCGGCCUGGGGCUGUCCGUGUGCGGCGGCGUGGACUGCGCGCCCGACGGGCUGGUGCGCAUCAAGCGCCUGUUCCCGCACCAGCCCGCCUGGCAGAGCGGUCGCCUGCGGCCGGGCGACGUCCUCCUGGCCGUCAACGGGGAGCCGCUCAGCGGGCUCACAAACCACGAGGCCCUGGAGGUGCUGCGGACCGCCUCGGACCACGUGGUGUUGACGGUGGCCCGGCCGGCCCGGCCGCCGUCCUGGGCGCCGCCCCAACAGCGGGAGCACGCGCCGCCGCAGUACCUGCAGCUGCCGACCGCCGAGCAGCGCCUCGCGCGCCAAGACUCUUGUGGGGAGCUGGAAGUGUCGUUAAGCAAGGUGCAGGGCAGCCUGGGCUUCACGCUGCGCAAGGAGGACUCGAGCGCGCUGGGCCACUACGUGCGCGCCCUGGUGCGUGAGCCGGCGCUCUCGGACGGGCGCAUCCGGCCCGGGGACAAGAUAGUGGCGGUGAACGGCAUGGACAUCAGCCACAUGACGCACGAGGAGGCAGUGCUCUUCUUGCGACAGGCGGGCGACACGGUGCACCUUCGGUUGUACCGCGACGUGGGGCAGACCCCGGUGUCGGCGCUCUCGCCCACCGAGGCGCGACCCAAGACGCUGAGGAAGGAGGCCCUGGACAUGCUGAGCGACCUGGCUGUGCGCCGGCUGGCCCCGCGGCCGGGCGAGUCCUCCACCCUGGGCAGGCCGCGCAAGGUGGCGGACCGGCCGCAGCCCGACAGGACCGACAGGGCGCACGCGUCCUCGCAGCCCUCGCUGCAGCAGCAGCAGCAGCAGCAGCAGCAGCAGCGCCAGCACCAGCGCUCGCGAACGCAGUCAUUUGGGGAGCGGCUGUCGCACCGCUCUCAGGAACUGAUCUCAUCUAGUCAUACAAGCAGGGAGCAGAGUCCCCUCGUGGACCUGGCAGACUCCACCGUGUCCAGCUCGUCCCUCAGCUCGCUGGCCUCGGUGGUGGAGCGGCCGCCGGGGCUCCGCGGCGUCGUGGUCGGGGGCGUCAGGCGGCCCGACUUCCUGGAGCUCAGCGAGCGGGGAGGACCCGGCGCGGCCGCCCCGGGCUGGCACCUGCAGCGGCUGACGCUCACCACUCCCCCCGCCAAGGAGUCUUGGGCCGACGACGGUAAGUCGAGCGACUUUGCGAGUCUGCCGUGUAACAGUCCAGACGAGCGGGUCCGGCCGGGGAACAACUUCAGCCACCGGAACCGGAACCCGGCCUUCCAGUCGGCGCACCCCACGUGCCGCAGCCACAGCCCCGGCCGCGCGCUGGGGACCCUCGGACACGCGCAGGCCUCGCACGGCGCGGAGGGGCGGGACACGCGCGGCGUCAGGGCCGAGGUGGCGCUGCAGGAAUCUACGCCAGGCGGCGUGACGGAGGGCCGAACCGGCCUGCUCAAGUGGAAAGGGGUGGUUUUUACGCCUGAGGAUGACGACAGUGACACGGAGUCGAGCUCUGCACAGGACGACACGAUCAGCCAAAGCACUCUGGAAGACAGCAACGGACAGGUCUUUACUGUGGAGCUGAACCGUGGUUGGAAUUCUCGUCUUGGGUUCAGUCUACAAAGCAGUGGCGAUUAUUCUGUCAUUAGUGCUAUCUACAGUGACAGUGUGGCUGCCAAAAAUGGGAAGCUAAAAAUCGGUGACCGAAUUAUAAUGGUAAACGAUGAAAGUGUGGAAGGAAUGGCAACAGCCAACGUUAUAGACCUAUUCAGAAAAAUACGAGGGUCAAUUGCAAUAACUGUGUGGCGAGAGAUUAAGGUGUAGAAAUCAUAAAUGUAGCUGUGGAGUGGACCAGUCUUCUCUAUCCCCUUUGCAUUCCAAGUGCUUGAGCCAAAGAUAUUCACAGCACACUGCCAUUAAAGAUGUAAGCUGGUACAUAUUUUAUCACUAAUCAAAACAAAUAAUCGAGUCCAGAAUUCUUGAUGUCAUUUUUAGGGAAAUAACAUCAGGAGAUAGUCAUUAUCCAAAGAGAUAGCACUAAAACUGAUUAAAAGUAGUAAGAUACUAGAAGAAAAGCAUCUGCAGUAGUGUCAUCAAAGACUUUUAUGGAUGUUUAUGUCAAUUUAAAACUUGUUAGGCUGGCAUUCGCUGCAGUUAUCAAAACCUUGUAAAUGCUGCAAUUUUAUUUAAAGAAAAGAGUCUGCUGACAAUUAUUCAAUGAGGAAAACUAGUACCAAUGGUACCUUAUUUUUAAUGUAGUAUUAAAAAAAACUUUACCAUGAAAUUUGAUCACAAUAAAGCAAAUUUAAUAAAGUUAG
Frankliniella occidentalis (western flower thrips) is the source of this 3710-nucleotide messenger RNA. RefSeq lists its product as uncharacterized. The transcript is spliced from 16 exons. The record is from RefSeq and is a predicted model, not a curated record. Lineage: Eukaryota; Metazoa; Arthropoda; Insecta; Thysanoptera; Thripidae. Gene Ontology annotation, molecular function: protein binding. The coding region runs from base 253 to 3216 and encodes 987 amino acids.